AUGAUCUACACAUACUCCAGCUGUGGACCCAUGAUCUACACAUACUCCAGCUGUGGACCCAUGAUCUACACAUACACCAGCUGUGGACCCAUGAUCUACACAUACUCCAGCUGUGGACCCAUGAUCUACACAUACACCAGCUGUGGACCCAUGAUCUACACAUACUCCAGCUGUGGACCCAUGAUCUACACAUACACCAGCUGUGGACCCAUGAUCUACACAUACUCCAGCUGUGGACCCAUGAUCUACACAUACUCCAGCUGUGGACCCAUGAUCUACACAUACACCAGCUGUGGACCCAUGAUCUACACAUACUCCAGCUGUGGACCCAUGAUCUACACAUACUCCAGCUGUGGACCCAUGAUCUACACAUACUCCAGCUGUGGACCCAUGAUCUACACAUACUCCAGCUGUGGACCCAUGAUCUACACAUACUCCAGCUGUGGACCCAUGAUCUACACAUAUAUCAGCUGUGGACCCAUGAUCUACACAUACAACAGCUGUGGACCCAUGAUCUACACAUGCACCAGCUGUGGACCCAUGAUCUACACAUACUCCAGCUGUGGACCCAUGAUCUACACAUACAACAGCUGUGGACCCAUGAUCUACACAUAUAUCAGCUGUGGACCCAUGAUCUACACAUACAACAGCUGUGGACCCAUGAUCUACACAUAUACCAGCUGUGGACCCAUGAUCAAUGAUAUGGAUGGACAGCUGACCCAUGUCAGCUGUCCAUCCAUAUCACAGACAAUUGAUGGCUUGGAAAUGCCGCGUUUGACCCCGGAUGGCGGUCCUGCGGUGAAAGCAUGUCUCGCGAGAGUGUUGGGUCAGGACUGA
Molecule: messenger RNA, 837 nt
Organism: Procambarus clarkii (red swamp crayfish)
Lineage: Eukaryota; Metazoa; Arthropoda; Malacostraca; Decapoda; Cambaridae
Product: keratin-associated protein 16-1-like
Source: RefSeq, a predicted model, not a curated record